GCAGGUGAUUCCGUGCAGUAUUCAAAGCGGGCUUCAUGUCACCUCUUAUACUAAGUCAUUCUUUACGCAAUUUGACUUGUUGCUUUUGGUGGUGGUUCGCAAGUAAUUGGCACUAAUUUGCGCGCAUAUCAAGCAGUCAUCUCACAUUUGUUUACGCUGACAAUACGCCUGCGCUUAAGCCGUCGCGCUGUGCCGCUGAGCUAACAGCUUAUAUUGUAACAUCGUUGGAAGUACGGGAAAAAUAAAAAUCGUUUCGAAUUAAGCAAGUGCGCCAACAUACAAACAUAUGUAACUACAUAAUAUAUUUACAUAACUUGCAAACUUUAUGUCAAAAUACAACAUUUGCCACAUUCGCCUUAAAAGCGUUUCUUAACGGUACAAUAAUCAAAGAAGAGUUUAAAGUUUUUGUGAUAAGCAUCAGUAUGUUGACUGAAAGUGAGAAUGCAAAUAACUUUUGGCUAUUGUGGUGUUUGUUAAUCGCCUGCGGAGCCGUGUGCCAAAGCGCAGGAGGUUCUCACAUCAGCGCCAGAUACAAGCCAAUGGCUGUGGAUUUGUUCGACCACGAGUUUAUUAGUGCCCCAGAUCCCUUGGGUUCCAAUGUAGAAGAUUGGGAUGAAAGUGAAACAGGAAUGGAUGAUCCGGAAACAAUGCCACGCCUCUUCCAAGGCGAUAUUGCUAUAGACCCGUACACUUAUAUAUCGCUUAGACUAGGCGUUAACCCCAUGAAGCAUCCAAAACGUCUGUGGCCGAACGCUACAAUCCCCUUCGAGAUCAGCCAUUUAUAUACAAACAACGAACGAAUGUCUAUAGAACGUGCCUUGCAAACGUUCAACGCUUUGACUUGUGUUAAUUUCGUACCAUAUGAUGGCGAAGAAGAGGAUUACGUACAUAUUACACCGCCCGUAGACGACGCACCGGCUGGGUGUUGGUCGUAUGUAGGAAAACGUGGUGGAGAACAAGUCGUGUCCCUACAACAACCAGACGAGAACAGUGCGCAUUGUUUCAGCAGUGAAGGCCGCAUCAUGCACGAGCUCAUGCAUGCAAUCGGAAUUUAUCACGAGCAGUCAAGAGCGGAUCGAGAUAAUUUUGUAAAAAUUCAUUGGGAAAAUAUUGUGCCCAAAUAUCGUAAAAAUUUUAAGUUAAUUUCAAAAAAGAAGGGCAAACAUGCAUUUGAUUAUGAUUAUAAUUCUGUAAUGCAUUACGGUGAAUUCUACUUUAGCAAAAAGAAGGGAGAGAAACCUACCAUGACACCACUACAGCCAGGAGUUCGUAUAGGGCAGCGGAAGACUAUCAGUAAAACAGACUGUUUGAAGAUCAACGAUUUGUAUGGUUGCUUGAACGGCAGACAUGCCAGAAUGUACAGAAGUUUUUGCAAUUUAUUGGGACUAUGAAAAUAUGCUCGAAAAAUAAUUAUUAUGAUGUUGUUAUCUCGAUAAUAUCUGAAUAGAUGACAUUCUAUUUUUUUUCUAGGCAUUAAUUGAAUUUAUUAAAUCAUAUUGAUUUGCAAAUAUACUAACCAAAAUUACUAUAACUCUUUGAUGGUUAAAUAAUUUUUAAGAUUUC
Molecule: messenger RNA, 1563 nt
Organism: Bactrocera oleae (olive fruit fly)
Lineage: Eukaryota; Metazoa; Arthropoda; Insecta; Diptera; Tephritidae
Product: hatching enzyme 1.2
Biological process (GO): proteolysis
Molecular function (GO): zinc ion binding; metalloendopeptidase activity
Source: RefSeq, a predicted model, not a curated record